CCAUAAUACUUCUCCGGACGGCGUCUCCCCGCCCUCGGCCGCGCCGCCUGGAUCGGCCUCUGCUCCCCGCCGGCCGCCCGCAGCCUCCUCCCCCGGCUCAGUGUCGGCGUCCCCGGCGGCCGGCGCGCUGCAGCCUAGCACCGGAGGGAUGGGUGUUCGCAUCGCUUCCGGGGCUCUUCCCGGCCCCUGAACGGCUCCUCUGCGUGCACCGGCUCCCCGCACUCACUCAGGCAAGUGAACCAGAGCAAACGACUUCCGAUCCUGUCCGCGCUGCUGCAGCUCCCGUUUGGAUUUGAUUUGCAGCAUAUUCCAGUCGGUGCGACAAAAACCUGUGAAGCACGCCUGGCCCUCCCCGGGCACCCCAGUCCGCGUCCACUCCCUCCUGGGGACACUGCAGGGCGCGUCCGCACCCCCACGCUCCCACACCAUGUGCGGAAGGACUGCUCCCCGCCUGUGUCGUUGAUGUCAGACCCCAGGCCAGCCUCCGGGCUCUGCAGUUCUCCCGGCUAAUGCUGAGGCUGCGGCUCCCGCUCUAGCGCAGUGAGCAGCCCCUGCCGCGCCAGGCCCCAACGCCCUCAUCUGCAUGUGCCCGCUGUAGCCGCCUGCCCAGCCUGCUGCCGCGCUGGAGACCACCGCUGGGGUCCUCUUCUGCCCUCGCGAGAAGCGAUCUUGGAGGUAUUGAUUGUGGUGGCUGGAUUUUUCCCGUGGAUUUAUCACUUGACAAUUUGACUUUGGAAGAAAGGAGGAAAACAUGACGUCUCCAGCCAAAUUCAAAAAGGAUAAGGAGAUCAUAGCAGAGUACGAUACUCAGGUCAAAGGUGGGGACUAGGGGCUUGAACCUGGGUCCUUGUGUACUGUAAUGUGAGCACUUAACCAGAGAUCCGAGCUCAGCUCACAGAGCAGAUGAAAUGCCUGGACCAGCAGUGUGAGCUCCGGGUUCAGUUGUUGCAGGACCUCCAAGACUUUUUCCGAAAGAAGGCUGAAAUUGAGAUGGACUAUUCACGUAACCUGGAAAAGUUGGCAGAGCGCUUCCUUGCCAAGACACGCAGCACCAAGGACCAGCAGUUCAAGAAGGAUCAGAAUGUACUUUCUCCAGUCAACUGCUGGAAUCUCCUCUUAAACCAGGUGAAGCGGGAGAGCAGGGACCACACCACCCUGAGUGACAUCUACCUGAAUAAUAUCAUUCCUCGAUUUGUCCAAGUCAGUGAGGACUCAGGAAGACUCUUUAAAAAGAGUAAAGAAGUCGGCCAGCAGCUCCAAGAUGAUUUGAUGAAGGUCCUGAAUGAGCUCUACUCGGUCAUGAAGACAUAUCACAUGUAUAAUGCCGACAGCAUCAGUGCUCAGAGCAAGCUAAAGGAAGCGGAGAAGCAGGAGGAGAAGCAGAUUGGUAAAUCUGUAAAGCAAGAAGACCGACAGACCCCACGCUCUCCUGAUUCUACAGCCAUUGUCCGCAUUGAGGAGAAGCAUGUCCGGAGGAGCUCAGUGAAGAAGAUUGAGAAGAUGAAGGAGAAGCGCCAAGCCAAAUACACAGAGAACAAACUGAAGGCCAUUAAAGCCCGGAAUGAGUACUUACUGGCUUUGGAGGCAACCAAUGCAUCUGUCUUCAAGUACUACAUCCACGAUCUGUCUGACCUUAUCGAUCAGUGUUGUGACUUGGGCUAUCACGCUAGCCUGAACCGGGCACUACGCACCUUCCUUUCUGCUGAGUUGAAUCUAGAGCAAUCAAAGCAUGAAGGUCUGGAUGCCAUUGAGAAUGCUGUAGAAAAUCUGGAUGCCACCAGUGACAAGCAGCGCCUCAUGGAGAUGUACAACAGUGUCUUCUGCCCACCUAUGAAGUUUGAGUUCCAGCCCCACAUGGGAGACAUGGCUUCCCAGCUCUGUACCCAGCAGCCAGUCCAGAGUGAGCUGGUACAAAGGUGCCAACAACUGCAGUCUCGCUUAUCCACCCUGAAAAUUGAGAAUGAAGAGGUAAAGAAGACAAUGGAAGCCACUCUUCAAACCAUCCAGGACAUUGUGACUGUGGAGGAUUUUGAUGUGUCUGACUGCUUCCAGUAUAGCAACUCUAUGGAGUCUGUCAAGUCCACAGUCUCAGAAACUUUCAUGAGCAAGCCAAGCAUUGCCAAGAGGAGAGCCAACCAGCAAGAGACAGAACAGUUCUAUUUUACGAAAAUGAAGGAAUACCUGGAGGGCAGGAACCUCAUCACUAAGUUACAAGCCAAGCAUGACCUUCUUCAGAAAACGCUGGGGGAAAGUCAGCGGACAGAUUGCAGUUUGGCCAGGCGUAGCUCAACUGUGAGGAAGCAGGUUUCCAGCCAGGCAAUUCCUUUGGUGGUAGAAAGCUGUAUCCGAUUUAUCAGCAGACAUGGACUACAACAUGAAGGAAUUUUCCGGGUGUCUGGAUCCCAGGUGGAAGUAAAUGACAUCAAAAAUGCCUUUGAGAGAGGAGAGGACCCCCUGGCUGGGGACCAGAAUGACCAUGACAUGGACUCCAUAGCUGGUGUCCUGAAGCUUUAUUUCCGAGGGCUGGAACAACCUCUCUUCCCUAAGGACAUCUUCCAUGACCUGAUGGCCUGCGUCACAAUGGACAACCUGCAAGAGAGAGCAUUGCACAUCCGGAAAAUCCUCCUGGCCCUGCCCAAAACCACACUGAUUAUCAUGAGAUACCUCUUUGCCUUCCUCAAUCAUUUAUCACAGUUCAGUGAAGAGAACAUGAUGGACCCCUACAACCUCGCCAUCUGCUUCGGGCCCUCACUGAUGUCAGUGCCUGAGGGCCACGACCAGGUGUCCUGUCAAGCCCACGUGAAUGAACUGAUCAAAACCAUCAUCAUCCAACAUGAGAACAUCUUCCCAAACCCUAGGGAACUGGAGGGCCCAGUCUACAGCAGAGGAGGCAGCAUGGAGGAUUACUGUGAUAGCCCACAUGGAGAGACUACCUCAGCUGAAGACUCAACCCAAGAUGUCACCACAGAGCACCAUACAAGUGAUGAUGAGUGUGAGCCCAUUGAGGCCAUUGCAAAAUUUGACUACAUGGGCCGAACAGCACGAGAGCUGUCCUUCAAGAAGGGGGCGUCCCUGCUGCUUUACCAGAGGGCUUCCGACGACUGGUGGGAAGGCCGGCAUAAUGGCAUUGAUGGACUCAUCCCCCACCAGUAUAUUGUAGUCCAAGACACCGAGGACGGUGUCGUGGAGAGGUCCAGCCCCAAGUCUGACAUUGAGGUCAUUUCUGAGCCACCUGAAGAAAAGGUGACAGCCAGAGCGGGGGCCAGCUGUCCCAGUGGGGGUCAUGUAGCUGAUAUUUAUCUUGCAAACAUCAACAACAGCUUACAUCUUGAGAACUCAAAACCCACAACUAUCAAGCAAAGGAAGCGGCCAGAAUCUGGGAGCAUCCGGAAAACAUUUCGGAGUGACAGCCAUGGGCUGAAUAGUUCCCUGACUGACUCUUCCUCCCCGGGGGUGGGGACUAGCUGCCGCCCAUCUUCCCAGCCCAUCAUGAGCCAGAGUCUCCCCAAGGAAGGGCCAGACAAGUGUUCUAUCAGUGGGCAUGGGAGCCUCAACUCCAUCAGCCGCCACUCAUCCCUAAAGAAUCGUCUGGACAGUCCUCAGAUCAGGAAAACAGUGACAGCAGGAAGAUCAAAAAGCUUCAAUAACCACCGACCUAUGGACCCUGAGGUCAUUGCACAGGAUAUUGAGGCAACUAUGAACUCUGCCCUGAAUGAGCUGCGGGAGCUGGAAAGGCAGAGCAGUGUCAAGCAUGCCCCUGAUGUGGUUCUGGACACCUUGGAGCCCCUGAAAACUUCCCCUGUGGUGGCACCCACAUCGGAGCCCUCCAGCCCCCUUCACACCCAGCUCCUCAAGGACCCUGAGCCUUCCUUCCAACGCAGUGCCAGCACUGCUGGGGACAUUGCCUGUGCAUUCCGGCCUGUCAAAUCUGUCAAGAUGGCUGCCCCACUCAAGCCACCAGCCACUCGACCUAAGCCCGCUGUCUUCCCCAAAACAAAUGCCACAAGCCCUGGUGUCAGCGCAUCAGCUUCCCCACAGUCCACUGACAAGUCUUGUACUGUCUGAGGGAUAUAAUUUAAUUAUUCUAGAUUGUAGAACUGGGAACUGGAGGGAUUAACUGUUAUUAAAAUCUUCCUAUUUAA
Molecule: messenger RNA, 4142 nt
Organism: Erinaceus europaeus (western European hedgehog)
Lineage: Eukaryota; Metazoa; Chordata; Mammalia; Eulipotyphla; Erinaceidae
Gene: SRGAP2
Product: SLIT-ROBO Rho GTPase activating protein 2
Exons: 25
Coding region: 904-4065 (1053 amino acids)
Biological process (GO): negative regulation of cell migration; signal transduction
Cellular component (GO): cytoplasm
Molecular function (GO): protein binding
Source: RefSeq, a predicted model, not a curated record